This is a messenger RNA of Mangifera indica (mango), 3902 nucleotides long. RefSeq lists its product as uncharacterized. Bases 392 to 3736 code for a protein of 1114 amino acids. The transcript is spliced from 10 exons. Gene Ontology annotation, biological process: signal transduction; protein phosphorylation. The record is from RefSeq and is a predicted model, not a curated record. Gene Ontology annotation, molecular function: protein kinase activity; ATP binding; protein binding. Gene Ontology annotation, cellular component: cytoplasm. Lineage: Eukaryota; Viridiplantae; Streptophyta; Magnoliopsida; Sapindales; Anacardiaceae.
UCGUUUGCAGUUAAGCCCGCGUUAUUUUAAGCAAUGUUUCCCUCUCUCUCUUCCUAUCCUUCGCCCAUUUCUCCCUCUCUCUUCACAAACCUCACAAACGAAAACCCAUUUUAAUUUAACUUCAUUUUUCCUUCUCCUUGCCUUUGCUUUUAUCCAAAUGACAUAAAUCUUAAUAUGUUUUACAUAUUUUUCCACAUCGAAUUUCAACAAACAAACAGUUUAUAGAAGCAUUUGCACAAGCAUCUUUGACAAAAUAUAAAGGUCCACUUUUCAGUGGGUUGUGGAUAUGCAGCUGCAAACAAAGUAAUCGUCGCUGAGGGCAUUCACCAAGAGCAGGGAUUUCGUGACGUUGUUGAUUGGCUGUCUUGUGUUUCAUAAUUCCUUAGCUGCCAUGAGAAGUGAGGCUUCAGGCACUGCAGGUAAAGAGUUACACAGACAUAAAGAUGUACAGACUGGUGAGGAAUUUUCUUGUGAGUUUUUGAGGGACCGUACAGCCCAAAGAAGAAUAACAGUAAUGAAUGAUGGAGCUCAUCGCCAUCCAGUCCAAAUAGGGUUUAAUUUCAACCAGAAAAAUCAGGCGGUUUACAAGGAUCUUAAUGGCAUUCAUGGAUCGAGGAGAAAGGAUUAUGAAUGCAAUGCAGAUGUCUCAGAUAUGGUUUCUGCUGCAGGAUAUGCACCUGAAAUAGACAAUACUGCUUAUACUGAUAAGUCAAGCAGAUACCCAUGGCAAUAUGGUGCUAUUGGACAAAAGUCAGGUAAGUUUUCUGAUGAAAUCUAUUCUGAUCAAGUUAUCAAAGAACCAAUUGUUUCCCCACAUCGCAAAGUGGGCUCUCCUCCGUCAUACAAUUAUUCUGGACCUGUGUUUAUGGAGAACGCUCUUAGUCAAAAGAUAAAGUUCCUCUGCAGCUUUGGCGGGAGAAUAUUACCUAGGCCAAAUGAUGCAAAGCUUAGGUAUGUGGGUGGAGAGACACGGAUUAUUUCUAUUAGGAGAAAUGUUACUUGGAAGGAACUCGUGAAGAAGACUUCAGCAAUUUGUAAACAACCUCAUACAAUCAAAUAUCAGCUCCCAGGGGAGGAUCUUGAUGCACUUAUAUCUGUUUGUUCGGAUGAGGAUCUUCAUCAUAUGAUAGAGGAAUAUCAAGAGUUGGAAAGAAUCGAGGGCUCUCAAAGACUGCGAAUGUUUCUUGUCCCUUUAGCUGAACCAGAGACUCCAAGUUCUUUGGAAGGCAGGGAUACCCAGCAGAGUGAUGCUGAUUAUCAGUAUUUUUUUGCUGUAAAUGGCAUGCUAAAUGCGACUCCUCGAAGGAGUUCUAGUGGGCAGAGUUUGGCUAGUCAACAAACCACCUUGGGAACUGCUUCAGAUCAUAGUGUUAGUUUUUAUAGAGACUCCCCUACAUCUAUUUACACUUCUGAGAAUAAGGAUUAUAGUUCUAAUUCCUCAAAUUUUGGGGGUGCGUUUUUUAAUCAUAAUGUUCAGCAUCAUGAUACUUUGAGUUCUGGUUUGCAAAUUGACGGGGAUCAACCAUGCACUGAUGUCAAUGGAAUUGCCAAUCUUUUAUCUAUAGACAAAUUUUCUUGUGUAAAUCCCCUUAGCAACUAUGAUAAUCCCUCUUAUGCCCCUCUGCAAUUGAAGAAUAACCAUCAGAAAGACAAAAUUACGGUAGAAACUGAGCAGACAAACAGAAGCCAUGAAAUACAUUUUCAAAAUCUUGGCCCCAGUGGAGAUACUAUGCAUUCUAUGGUACAUGGCCGAAGAGAUAGGAACUCUGAAAGACGUACUUUUAAGGAAAGGUCACUUUCUGAUACACGGUUACAGGAGCAUGAUGAGACUUCUAUUUACAAAUUUGGAGAAGCAACUAGACCUCGAAGCCCAUGGACUAUUGUAAGAGAGAAGUCAAGUAUGUUAGGAAUGUUAAGUUCUUCAAAAGAGUGGCCAAUGCGGCAAAAAGUGAUAGAUGAAAAAUACCAAGGUACCAAAUAUAAGAAUCAGUGCAUUAUGAAGAUACCAGAACCAUGCAAAAAUAAUUUUGAAAGGAGUCCAGAGUUGAAUUGGAUGGAUGGGAAUCCUGCUUCCUCUGAUCCAGAUAGAAAACACCAUGAAGGAAGUGUUAAAGUUAUGCGGCAUGAUAAUGCCAUGGAAUAUAAGAUAAACAACCAACCCAGCAUUCAUACCCGACAAGAUUCUCAUGACUAUGAGAACUUACUAUUCUCUUCGCCAAUUGCUUUUAAAGAAAAUUCUGCAGGGACCAGAAAGGAGAACCUUGGUGAUUGUCAGUUAGACACAAAGGCACCCAUGUCUCAUGUUAGGAGACAAAUUGCGACAAGCAAUAAUAAGUGUGCUGUGGCUGAGACAAGUCAACCAGUUUCUCUUGAAUCCCCCGGACUACCCUCUAUUUCAUCUAAAGGAGCUGCUAAUCAACAGCGUAUAACCCCAAUAUGUAAAAUGCCCACAAGUUAUGUUCCAAGUAGAGAGGAUUCUAUCUACAAUGAAGAAGCUAGAAAUUUUCCAGGCCAUAGGAUCGAAAAAAUACCCAUUAAGAUACCAUCAGAAAAGGAUCAGAAGUCUGAAGAUCCUAUCUGUGCUCAAUCACAAGCUUCAAAAAAUGAUCAUGAUGGCAAGAUGCUCAAGUUAGGGAUUACUGUGGAAGAUGUAACGGAUAGUACUUUUCCAGACAUUCCAUCCUCCCUGGCAGUAGUGCUACAUGUACAGCAUGACGGCAGUGAUGAGUAUCCAUCCCAAAGAGAUAUAGAGGCUGAGAGUAUGAAUCAAUCUGAUGGUGAGGAAGCAAAAGUUUUUAGCGAUGCUGCAGUGGCUGAAUUAGAAGCAGACAUAUAUGGUUUGCAGAUUAUUAAGCAUGAUGACCUUGAAGAAUUGCAAGAGUUAGGUUCUGGAACAUAUGGAACUGUUUACCAUGGAAAGUGGAGGGGGACAGAUGUUGCUAUAAAGAGAAUUAAAAAGAGUUGUUUUUCAGGCAGAUCAUCGGAACAAGACCGGUUGACAAAAGACUUCUGGAGAGAGGCCCAGAUCCUGUCAAAUCUUCACCAUCCAAAUGUGGUAGCAUUCUAUGGUGUUGUCCCCAAUGAACCUGGUGGAACGAUGGCGACAGUUACUGAAUAUAUGGUCAACGGAUCAUUGAGGCAUGCCCUACUAAGGAAGGAUAGAUUUUUCCUGCAAAACUUUUCCCACAGAUCACUUCAUUGCCGCAAAAAGAUUAUGAUUGCCAUGGAUGCAGCUUUUGGCAUGGAAUAUCUGCAUUUGAAAAAUAUUGUUCAUUUUGAUUUGAAGUGUGACAAUUUGCUUGUCAAUUUGAGGGAUCCCCAACGUCCUGUUUGCAAGGUUGGAGAUUUUGGGUUGUCAAGAAUUAAACGCAAUACACUUGUAUCUGGUGGUGUGCGUGGAACUCUUCCAUGGAUGGCACCAGAAUUAUUGAAUGGAAGCAGCAGCAGGGUUUCUGAAAAGGUUGAUGUUUUCUCAUUUGGUAUUGCAAUGUGGGAGCUCCUCACUGGAGAAGAGCCAUAUGCCAACAUGCAUUGUGGUGCUAUUAUAGGUGGGAUUGUAAGCAACACUCUGAGGCCUCCGAUACCAGAACGCUGCGAUUCAGAAUGGAAAAAGUUAAUAGAAGAAUGCUGGUCUUUCGAUCCUUCAGCGAGGCCAUCAUUUACAGAGAUAACGAAAAGGCUGCGAGUCAUGUCAGUAGCUCUUCAGACAAAGCGGCGAAGUAAUGUAAACAGAUGAAUACAACAACUAACAAAACUAUGUGCGCCCAAUUUCAAAUAUCCAAUUGAGUAUUUAGAUUCUGUGUGAUCAUAUGAUUGAAUACUCAAAACUUGCUUGUACAACAUCCUUAUAGUUUUCUUAUUUUUAUUCUACAAAUUUAAAAAAUAACUAUUGAUUCAUCAUC